AUGUCACACCCAACACAUUCCUACUCGCCGUUAGACCCUUCAACCCCUUAUAAUAGAGAUACCUCAAUAGCAGAGCCUCAAUACCCUCCUUCCACUCCACCACCACUCUACUCUGGCCAUGGAUAUAACUCAAACCCGGACUCACCUUCCAAAGGUGGCUACCGUCCCGAGAGCAUGAUAUAUUCAAAACAGGAAUCCACUUCACCAUACCUUUCCACAGAAGCAUCCUCAACGGCGGCCCUCCUCCCACAAUCCGAAAACGAACAAGCCCGCGAAAAGGAUACAAUCCCGAGAUCUAGUUACGAGAGCUACAAUGACAUCGACACUUCAUACCCUCCAGCAGGCAAUAGUGACGUCCGCUCCCGUUCUCUUUCCCCUUCACUCAAGGGUCACCAUUACAAAGGAAAACGAUAUCUAGGCAUCAUCCGUUGUCUAUUCGCCUGUUUCAACAUGUUCAUCUCCACCGCCUCAUUUAUAUUAAUUGCAAUAGUAAUCUGGGGGAUAUAUUCCCAAAAUAAGGAGAAAACACGAUUGGCGAUAUCGGACCCUACUAAACCACCAAAGGAUAUUAUACGCGCUUUCCCGAAGGAUAUAGAACCUCUACCGAACAAUCUUAUAAUCGCCGCAAGCGUCUUCACCAUGGUUGCCAGCAUCGUAGCAGCAUUAGCUCCAUGCUGGCGAUCGAACAAAAAAUUCCACAAGAAAAGAUUCGCAAAAUCAGAAAUCUUUGAAAUAAUCUUAAACGUCAUUAUUGUCGCUACCGGCGCUGCAGCCGCUUACUUCGCCUUGACUACAAAAUCAGAUACAGCGCAUAGUCUGUGGGGCUACACCUGCGAAAUUGCUAAAAACACCUCAACGGAACCACAACGUCUGGUUUUUACAGAUAUAAAUUUCAGAAAUGCUUGUAGCAACUACAACGCUGCAGUUUAUACACUUAUGGGGUUUACGGGUAUCGCAGCGCUAAUGUUGGGGACUUUCUUGGUCAAUUUUUGCCUGAAAAAGAAGAAAGGAGAGUACAGACGUGACGAUUCGGAAGCAUACACGGGUGUAUGCGAAUGUUGUGGCGCAUGUGCAGGUCCUUUGGUCGAUUGCCUGGUAAUCUGUCAAUGCUUCCUUGCCUGUUUUCAAUUGUGUGAACUUUGUAAAUAA
Orbilia oligospora ATCC 24927 is the source of this 1149-nucleotide messenger RNA. RefSeq lists its product as uncharacterized. The transcript has a single exon. The record is from RefSeq and is a predicted model, not a curated record. Bases 1 to 1149 code for a protein of 382 amino acids. NCBI's taxonomy places the organism in Eukaryota, Fungi, Ascomycota, Orbiliomycetes, Orbiliales, Orbiliaceae.